Cervus elaphus (red deer) is the source of this 2331-nucleotide messenger RNA. RefSeq names its product collagen alpha-1(I) chain-like. NCBI's taxonomy places the organism in Eukaryota, Metazoa, Chordata, Mammalia, Artiodactyla, Cervidae. The record is from RefSeq and is a predicted model, not a curated record. The transcript is spliced from 10 exons. The coding region runs from base 1 to 2331 and encodes 776 amino acids.
AUGCUUGUCGGCGGCCUGUUUUCCAUCCAUGCAAGUGUGCAGAUGUGGCCAAAGCCCUCCUGCCCGGGGCCAGGGAGUUGGCACAGGCACCCGCCAGGCAGCCCAGAGCACGGGGCCCCAGAGGCAGGGUACCCAGGCCCUGGCCUGAGCCCCCGAAAACUGAGCCAGGGCCGCCCUGCCACUUCUGGGGUGGGGCUCCUGCAGAGUCUCAGCGUGGCACUAGCCCCCGGCCCCUGGCCCCCACACUGGCCAGGCCUGACCCGGGCAUUGGGCACCGGGGCCCUCGCCCUCCCCGAGCCAGCAGGCCUCCCGCUUGGACCCGUGGUGGCUCUGCCCACGGGGAGCGUGCGGUCUCCCUGGGUGGAGGCCAGGCCGGCUGGCCGGGACGCCCAAGGACAGCACAGCACCGGGCGGCGGCGUGCGCACCCUUCCUGGGGCGCCAGGCAUGGUCUGGGGGCUGAUGCUCCAUCGAGGGGGUGCGGGGCUGUGGGAAAGGGGCUUUUUGGAGCCCUAUUUCAAGAGCUGAUGGAGGGUCCUGGGGGCCUUCAGCAGGGGACAAGCAGCUGCCAGGGUCCCAGUGCUUGCCCCAAGCAGCACCCGCCUGGAGCCCAGGAGCGUGCGGUGCCCACCGGGAAGCGGCCGCCCUGCCAAGGGUGCCCGGUCGGAGCAUCUCUGAAACGGCCCGCUGUCUGCUGGAAGCCCCCAGAUGGGGCGCACCGCUGGCAUCCCCAAGGCACCCCUGAAACGCUGCCUCAAUUAGGCGUCACUGAAAUGCUCCUGAGAGGGGCCAUGGCGGGCGGGGGGCAGGGGUCCUUCUGUGAAGUGGCUCAUCUCGGGGUGCCCAUGUGCUGUGGGCACGGGACGCUUGUGCAGGCCUUGGUUUCCCGGGCGCUGCUCCCAGGGGGGACUGUACAUGUGGGGCUGGCUCUGGGGGACAAGGGGAGUCCUGCAGGCCCUGCCAGCCCGGGGCAGGCGGCUCAGUGUCCAGCGGGAGGGCACAGCCUGGGAGCCCUGGGGACCGUGGGACCCACGCCCGGUCUGAGCGUGGAGAAAUCCCUCAAAGCCUUUUGCAGGGAGAAAAGGCCAGAGGAGUGGCCUGGCCUCUUCCAAGUGGCCGUGGGGAGCGGUGGUCAUAGGGACAGCAGCGGCAACAUCAACUCAGAGCCAGACCCAGAAAUGACUCCCCAGAGGCAGUCCUCAGGGUCCCCAGGCCAGCCCUCAGCUCGGGACCCCAAACUCCACUCUGCCCCCUCCUCCUCGCCCCGCUCUUGCUGCACACCACCCCACCCGGGCCAGGCGGGGCCACAGGCCUGCGGAAGGCGGCAGGAAGAGCGGCUGCUGCAACUGCAAGAGGGUCCCGUGCCCCCCGCAGAUGGACUGUGCCGGCCGGCGGGGCCACAGGCCAUCGGGGGGCCGUCAGCACCGUGCUCCCCACUGUCGUUCAUCCUGCUGGGGUGGCCGCCUCUCUGGGGAUACCCCCACCAUACCCCAGCCCAGGCUCCACCCCAGCCCCGCUCUGCGGUGGGCUCCACGACCCAGCAGGGCCCAUCUCCCUGCACCCCCCACUCCCUCCUGACCGCCCCCAUCUAUGCGGCCCCAGGAAGGCUGUCCCUGGUCCACGACGCCAGCUGUUUCUCAAGGAUAGGUAUUUCCGACCCGGCCCGGCCCGCAGAGGCCUUUUCGGGGGCCGCUUCCCCUUCCUUGCUAAUCCUGUUUCCUGUGUUUAUCCCGCUGGGCCCAGAAGGAAGCCGCCUCGGAGGCCAUGGGAGGGACAGUCCCGGUCUCCGGCCUGAGUGGCACCUGAGUCCCCAGAGUUUGCGCAGUCCCCCGACCCCAGAGCUGCAGAAUCCACGCAGGACAGACAUGAGGCAGGAGCUGGGGGCUCUCGUGGUCCCAGCGGGGGACCCAGUCCCAAGCCCGCCUGUGGGGAAGGCUUUCCUGUUCCCCGUUACAGCAGCAGAGACAUCCUGGGGGAUCCAGGGUCGCCAGAAGGAGCGUCAGGGCCUGAGGACCCUGCAGCCCUGGGCAGGCAGAUCCCUGGGGGCCAUCCCGCCCAGCUGGAUCAUAGGCCGUCAGGGCAGGUCGGAGCCCCUGGGGAAGCCCCUGGGUGCUUCUGAGCGCGUGGCCGGGACACCCUCUGCUGCGGCCCGCCAGGGGGGACUGCUCCAGUCAUCCGCCCCCUUCCUGUGCCAGGAGGUGGGAGGAGGGGCCCAGCCAGGGAGGGAGGCAUGGAAGGACCCCGCCGAGCAGACCUCGCCCACCAGCCGAGGAGGAGGGACCCUGGGCUGCCUGGGAGACGCCGAGACGAAGAGGCCACCAGCACCAGAGUGA